GCCACUGGGUAUUUCUGUAGAAGAAGACGCUCACGUCUCCCACUGACACAAGUUCACACAUGCCUACUCAGUAAGUGUAUUGCUACGAAGACAUUCAGAGUGUUCACAUCUUGAGACGUUAGAGGAGAGGAAGCAGUCUGACAAUGCUGGCCUCAACCACAGUUGCCACAACAGGAACCCAUGGUUUGGGCUCUCCAGCUGGCAAUGACUCAACCUUCCUGGACUCUGAGUUCCGUUAUGUCCUUUUCCCAGUCGCCUAUGGCAUCAUCUUUAUCCUGGGCCUCUUUGCGAACAUCUAUGUGCUGUUCGUCCUGCGCUGCCUCCGUGAAGCCAAAGCCAUGGGCGAAAUCCGCAUCUAUAUGACAAACUUGACUAUUGCCGAUCUCCUAUUUGUGUCUGCCCUUCCUUUCUGGAUCGGCUACUACAGUCGCAACGGCAACUGGGUCUACGCAGACUUCAUGUGCCGGCUGACUGGGACAUUGUUCUUCAUCAACACCUACUGCUCCAUCCUCUUUCUUGGAGCCAUCAGCAUCAACCGAUAUUGGGCAGUCACCCGGCCUCUGGAUGCUGCCUCUUCAGAUCACAGGCGUCGUGGGAUCAUCGUGUGCGUUGUCAUCUGGAUAUUGACCGUGUCUAUGGGUAUUCCAUUUCUGAAUUCUCCAGGGACCAACACCGAUGGGAACAAUUUCACGCGUUGUUUUGAGGGGUACCAGAAUGAAACUGAAUCGCAGAAGAAAACACUAGCUGCCACUCAUUUUGCUAUAAUUGGAUUAUUUUUUGUUGUCUUCUUUCUUGUCUUGGUGUGUAAUUCACUUAUUGCUCGAGCUUUGCUCUCACAAAGUGCUCCUCAGGCAGAACUCAAAUCUGCCACAGUUAUAUCCCGAAAGUCCACCAUGUCAUCUUCACCUAGGAGGCCCAGGGGAGUGAAAAGGAGGGCUCUGCAGAUGUUGAUGGCAGUGGUGGGAGUGUUUGCUCUGUGUUUUCUGCCCCACCAUGUAAUUCAAGGCCCCUGGACACUGGCAGUGUUACGGAUAGAACAGGGCUGGGGCCAUGUAGAGUGGGACCAAAGGACUCGUCAGAUGCUCAACGAUGCACAUCAGGUCACCUUGCUGCUUAUGGGCCUCAAUUGCAUCUUGGAUCCUGUAGUUUAUUGUUUUGCCACAAGGAAGUUUAGAAGGUUCAUCAUGGCCCACAUUCAAAAGUUAACAAAGGGAGAAGGGUGCUCACAAACGGUCACCUCGCAGUUCUCCAUGGACAGCAGGAAUCAGAGCCAAAGACUACCGGAGCAACAAGAGCUCGAAAUGGAUUAAUCUAAACAUAUGUAAUAUUUGCAUAAAAAGAUGGACUUCUCUCCCAACAUACAGUUAUGUAUUCUACCUGUAAUUGCUGCAUAGUUAAUUUAGUGUUGCCAUGGCCACAUAUUUGGAUUUUCUUUUUUGAAAGUUGUCACACACUGUCUUAACGUUUGCACUUACCUCACUCCAGGAAAUGUGAACUGAAUUGCACCAGUCUGCACCAGUCCCAUCUGCUUUUCCUGUGUGUGAAUUUAAAAGCAGAAGUUUUGCAAGCAGAAGUACAUUAACAAAACAUUUCUGGCUGAAAAUUCUACUGAAGGGCAUCUUUGCUAAUCUGCCAAAUUAGCCGAUGAGGUAACAUAUUGUUUAGAUUAAGCCACAAAUGCUGCUCUGCCCAAAGAAAUUCAGUAAAAAUACUAGGUAAGUCGUGGGUAAUUCACAUGUUCACUUAGUCAUUUCUUUUUGAGUGUGAAACUUCUCACCAGAUUUCACACACUCAAAAUAUGUGACAAUGAGCUGUUUGUCUCUCAUCAGAUAAGUUCCUUUUUUUAAGCUUUGCAGGGACAAGUUUUAUCCAGUAUUGUGAAAUCAGGGAAGAGGAGUAAUCAUGCUUGAGCUACGUUUCCCCUCUGGUAUCCAACAUUGUGACAUAAUGUGUGUCUCACUGUAGAGAUUCACAUGAUUCAUUGUGACAAGGAGAUCCAAAGGUUAUUAUCCAGCUAUCUGUUGUAUAUGCACAUUACUGUGUUUUUUAUAUACUGUGAGCUUGCCUACCAUUGGACAACAGAUUUAUGAUGCAUUUUUUAAAUCGGUGAAACAGUUUUUUGUUAUCUUGUAUUGUAUUUAGUGUUAUUUUGAUCCUCCAAAGGGAAGCGAUGCUGUUUUACUCCACAUAACCAAGUAUUGUUGAAUUCCUAUUCCAAAAAGCUGGGAUACUGUGAAAAAUGUAAAUAAAUAAAUAUGCAAAUAAAUAAAGAAUGCCA
Messenger RNA from Scatophagus argus, 2278 nucleotides. It is a transcript of the gene ptafr, whose product is annotated as platelet-activating factor receptor. Gene Ontology annotation, cellular component: membrane. The coding region runs from base 144 to 1310 and encodes 388 amino acids. Gene Ontology annotation, biological process: chemotaxis; G protein-coupled receptor signaling pathway. The transcript is spliced from 2 exons. Gene Ontology annotation, molecular function: G protein-coupled purinergic nucleotide receptor activity; platelet activating factor receptor activity. Lineage: Eukaryota; Metazoa; Chordata; Actinopteri; Scatophagidae. The record is from RefSeq and is a predicted model, not a curated record.